This is a messenger RNA of Rhinocladiella mackenziei CBS 650.93, 831 nucleotides long. RefSeq lists its product as uncharacterized. The coding region runs from base 1 to 831 and encodes 276 amino acids. Gene Ontology annotation, molecular function: oxidoreductase activity. The transcript has 6 exons. Lineage: Eukaryota; Fungi; Ascomycota; Eurotiomycetes; Chaetothyriales; Herpotrichiellaceae. The record is from RefSeq and is a predicted model, not a curated record.
AUGACGGCUACUGGAAGCACCGUCAUACCCCCAGGGGUUGUUUUUGUGACUGGUGGAGCCCGCGGCCUGGGGAAUGCUGUCGCCUGUGCGUUCGCCCGCGAGGGGUGCCGAGAGAUUGUCUUAGUUGACAUUCUAUCUGAUGAAGCAAUGAAACAGGGAAAACGGGAGGUAGAACAGUGUGGAGCCAAGUGCCUGUUGUUGAAAUGUGAUGUGACGGAUGAAAACCAAGUACGAGAUGCGGUUCAGCAAACAGUCGCCACGUUUGGUCGUCUGGACUACGCUAUAAAUGCAGCAGGAAUUCAAGGCCCUCCUCAGUACGUCGGCGACCUUGACACGACUGGUUUCGAAAAAUGCCUUAAGGUCAACACGAUGGGAACACUGAAUUGUCUGAAGCACCAAAUCCAGCAAAUGGUCAAACAAGAGGCUUUGAGCUUGGGAGACAAUCGCCAAUCCCCACAAAGAGGCGCUAUUGUGAAUUUCGCAUCAGUCAAUUCCAUGCUCGGCGGCCAUAAUAUUAGCGCCUAUGUGACGUCGAAGCAUGCGAUUGUUGGCAUGACCAAAGCAGCUGCGAUAGAAUAUCGGGACAAGCAAAUCCGCAUCAACUGCCUAUCUCCGGGAUAUAUUUGGAGUGCCUUCGCCGAACAAGCUAUCAAGGCAGCCCCCGAGAAUCAAAAACGGUGGGAAGAGCUUCAGAGGCGACAAGGAAGAGUUGGCCACACCCAAGAGAUUGGAGAUGCCACGGUCAUGCUAUGCAGCCCCAGGUUGAGCUUGGUGAAUGCUCAUAAUCUCGUUUGUGAUAAUGGAUUUAGCCAAAACGCUGACUCUUUUUAA